AUGAAAGCAUCACAAAGUAGGCAAAAAAGCUACCAUGAUAAGAGGAGGAAAGAUAUAGAAUUUAGGGAAGAUGAUCAUGUGUUCCUAAGAGUCAAUCAUGUGACUAGUGUUAGGCGUGCACUGAAAUCAAAGAAGCCUACUCCUAAGUUUAUCGGUUUGUAUCAAAUUUCUCAUAGAAUUGAAAUUGUGGCUUAUAGAGUGGUCUUGCCACCAUAUGUUUCGAAUUUGUAUAACGUGAUCCAUUUGUCGCAACUUCGGAAGUAUAUUCUUGAUCUGUCUCAUGUGAUUCAAAUGGAUGAUGUGCAAGUGAGGGACAACCUUAUGGUAGAAGCAUUGUCUGUGAGGAUUAAGGACCUAGAGUUGAAGAAGCUAAGGGGUAAGGAGAUUGCUCUAGUGAAAUUUAUCUGGGGAGUAGCUGUUGGAGGAAAUAUGACUUGGGAGCUGAAAAGCCAGAUGCGAGAAGUAUAUCCAAAGUUGUUUUUAUCAGGUAAGUUUACGAAGAAGGAAAUAUUCUAA
Messenger RNA from Lathyrus oleraceus (garden pea), 516 nucleotides. RefSeq lists its product as uncharacterized. The transcript has a single exon. The record is from RefSeq and is a predicted model, not a curated record. NCBI's taxonomy places the organism in Eukaryota, Viridiplantae, Streptophyta, Magnoliopsida, Fabales, Fabaceae. Bases 1 to 516 code for a protein of 171 amino acids.